Messenger RNA from Spinacia oleracea (spinach), 3007 nucleotides. Its product is annotated as putative DUF21 domain-containing protein At3g13070, chloroplastic. The coding region runs from base 431 to 2494 and encodes 687 amino acids. Gene Ontology annotation, molecular function: flavin adenine dinucleotide binding. The record is from RefSeq and is a predicted model, not a curated record. The transcript has 14 exons. Lineage: Eukaryota; Viridiplantae; Streptophyta; Magnoliopsida; Caryophyllales; Amaranthaceae.
UGCGUUCAUUUGCCGGUAAGAAGAGAUGUUUAUUGAGUGAGGGAUAGCAAUUCCUUUGGUUUAUGCGUAUUGCAUCAAAGCAGAGGCAGCUGCAACUUGCAAAAAGCACCAAAUCUUCCCAUUUGAAAACUGAACCCACAACCUCAAGAUUCCCACAUCAGAUUCCUCCCAAAAUCUUCGAUUUUUCUGCGCUGUUCUUCCCAUAUACUAGAAAUAUUUGCUUUUAAUUGCAUAAAUUAAGGCUUUCUCGAUUACAAUUCUUUCCACAGUGUUACAAUUUUUGACAUUGUUGUUUCGAUUUAAUCGCCAAUUGGUAUAUGUGGUUAUAGUUUGUGGAAAUGCGAUUAGGGUUUUUGCGGGAUUCUAUCAAAUUUCAGCUAUUACAUUUAUGACUCAAAAAUUUCCAUUUUGUUAGUGAAAUUUCACAGUUAUGGAACUAUUCCUUGAUUCUAAAGCAGCUUUAAGCUGUUAUAGAGUUGUUGUGAAUCGCAGCAGUUCCAAGUCUAUGAUUUUGGCUGCUUGUAACAACAAUUUUCGUGUUUCGGUUUCGAUUUCGCCGAGAAAACCUCCAUUAAAGAAUGUGUAUAAAACCCUUUUUGCAUUCCCAUUUGCUGAUAGCAAUAACAAUAGUUGUUUCAAGUGUUUGAGUUAUAGAAAUAAAAACGAUGUUAGAUUGAUUGAUUCUGACCCAGUAGUUGAGGAGGGGAAGAGAGAGAGUUUCGAGUCAGUGAAGGCAUUGCUCAAGAAUGGGAUGUUUUUGACGGCUAUUGUAUGUGGGGUUUUCCUGUUCCAGUGUCGAAAGGUGAUGGCAGUUGAAGGGGUGAUUAAUGCUGGGUAUGGGGUUAUUGAGCGGGGCAUAAUAAUGUGGAGGAAUGCGUGGCCGAAGACAUUGCAGGUUCUUAUGGUGUUCAAGGAGCAGGGUUUGAUACUCGCGGCGCUUUUGGGUCUUUCGGCUUUCUUCUCCAUGGCUGAAACCUCAAUCACCACUCUCUGGCCUUGGAAGGUGCGUGAAUUAGCCGAAAAAGAACCUGAUAAUGGCGUCUUCAGAAUGCUACGAAGUGACGUUACUCGAUUUCUCACAACUAUUCUCAUUGGCACAACUGUUGUUAACAUUGCGGCAACUGCAUUAGUUACUGAUGCUGCAACAGCAAUAUUUGGUGAAGCUGGGGUCACUGCUGCAACUGGAUUGAUGACUGUUGCCAUUUUGCUUCUUACUGAGAUUACUCCCAAGAGUAUAGCUGUACAUCAUGCUACAGAGGUUGUUAGAUUUGUGGUCAGACCAGUGGCCUGGCUUUCCUUGGUGCUAUAUCCUGUGGGAAGAGUCGUCACUUUCUUGUCGAUGGGCAUCCUGAAAAUGCUGGGAUUAAAAGGAAGAAGUGAACCAUAUGUUACUGAGGACGAGCUAAAGUUGAUGCUGCGAGGAGCAGAGCUGAGUGGAGCAAUAGAAGAGGAAGAACAGGACAUGAUUGAAAAUGUACUGGAGAUCAAAGACACUCAUGUUAGGGAGGUUAUGACACCACUUGUUGAUGUUGUUGCCAUUGAUGCAAGUGCAUCUUUAAUUGACUUCCAUCAUUUGUGGGUAACACAUCAGUACUCUAGAGUGCCUGUAUUUGAGCAGCGCGUGGAUAACAUAGUUGGUAUUGCAUAUGCGAUGGAUAUGUUGGAUUAUGUCCAGAAGGGAGAGCUAUUAGAAAGUUCUACUAUUGGAGAUAUGGCACACAAGCCAGCUUACUUUGUUCCAGAUUCUAUGUCUGUGUGGAAUCUGCUUCGAGAGUUUCGAAUUAGAAAAGUUCACAUGGCCAUUGUCCUUAACGAAUAUGGAGGAACUGUAGGGCUUGUAACUUUAGAAGAUGUCGUUGAAGAAAUUGUUGGUGAAAUCUUUGACGAGAAUGAUUCAAAGGAGGAGAUUCAGAAGAAAACGGGCUACAUUGUAAUGCGAGCUGAUGGGAUCUAUGAUGUGGAUGCUAAUACGUCAAUCGAUCAACUUUCUGAAGAAUUGAGCAUUAAGAUGCCUGAGCAGGAUCACCAAUAUGAGACAGUUUCUGGUUUUAUCUGUGAGGCAUUUGGAUUUAUCCCAAGAACUGGAGAGACCAUGAAGGUGGUUCUUGAGAGGGAUAAUCAAGAAGAGGAUGACAAAUAUGACGAAGCCGAAUCCGAACGCCAUGAAAAAAAGGAAAAGUCUCAAAUUUACAAGCUAGAGAUAUUAGCAGGGAAUGCAAGAAAGGUUAGUGCUGUACGAUUUGAAAGGGUGGAAAAUGGUGACACACGGCUGGAGGCUAAAGAAGUUGCUCCAUCUUUAGCCAAAAUCAUGAAGAGGAGUCGGCCUCGAGGUGAGAACUCAGAUAGGUUUUACAAUCAUGAGAUCAAUUUUCCGCAGAUGGUUGAAGAAAAUGACUUGGAUCAUCAAUCUCUUGAUGAUGAGAAUGAAUUUGUCGAAGAACGAGAGGGCAGUAGCUUAAUUAGAGAUCAUGUUGAUGGUGAUACUCAUGAAUAGAGGUGGCUAACAAGCUGAUAAGGCCAAGUACCCUCAAGCCAAGUGGAUCUGAUCUAGCCUCUAGGCCGCCAGUUCAGGCUAGGGGCUGAACCAGAACUGGAUUUGACUUAGGGUGGUCUGGUUGUGGACUUUGUGGUCUUCUACGAAAAUUCAAAACAAAAAGGGACCUGGCGAGCCUCAUGUUCGUUCGAUCUUAAUGUAACCAUGAGUUGCCUCUAAAGAUGGUCGUAGACGGUAGUCAUAUUAGUCAUAUUCUUUGGGAAUUUUGUAUUUCUCAAGAUGCAAAUAUUGCAAUAUAGUUUUUUUUUUUCUGGAUGGCAGCUGCAGUGCUGUGGACUGUGGUUGCUUUGGACGUGUUAGCCAGAAAUUGGUAAUAAAGCAAAAUACCAAGGCGUUGGGUUGGUUUUUUUUAUUUUUAUUCUUUUGUUAUGUUGUUAUUUUGUUAUGCUCCCAUUUAUUGGAAUUAGUUGGUUGAUACAAAAGUAAUAAAAUCCAGGGAGUUCCAUUUCCGAA